This is a messenger RNA of Diatraea saccharalis (sugarcane borer), 2460 nucleotides long. NCBI's taxonomy places the organism in Eukaryota, Metazoa, Arthropoda, Insecta, Lepidoptera, Crambidae. The record is from the annotation of a GenBank genome assembly.
AUGUCAUUUGAACGCACUCAGGGUGGGUACUGGGGUGAGACGGGUUGGGCAGCUGGUGACGAGCGCGACGCAGCCGCCCGUGCAGCGUACGAGGCGUUACUGCGGGUCUCUCUUAAGCUGCCUACCGGUGACCGUUUCGAUGAUUUCGCUGACACUGUGAAGGCGAGAGCAAAACAACACUAUAAUUACACUUUCUCAGAUGGCGAAGAGGUGAAUUUCUUCAUAGGCGCAUUUUACGAUGGAGUGUACCUACUAGGCAUGGCUCUAAAUGAAACUCUAACAGAGGGUGGUGAUAUUAGAGAUGGCAGAAACAUAACAAGACGCAUGUGGGGUCGGGAUUUUCACGGAAUAACAGGACACGUACGAAUUGACUCACUCGGAGACCGCGAUGCCGACUACGCUAUAUUAGAUUUGGAUCCCGUCACUGGAAAAUUUGAGGUGGUAGCGUUCUAUCACGGCCUGAACGGCAGCUAUAAGCCAGUAGCGGGCAAGGCUAUCCACUGGCCCGGGGGCCGCAGAGGACCUCCACCAGAUACGCCUCGGUGUGGCUUCUUAGGGAACGACCCUAUGUGCCAAGGAGGAAUAAUGAGAAAUUUUUGCCUCUGUUUUGAGGUUAAUAAUAACGUACUUUCAGGACAAGCGCGCAUAGACGCGGAGCUUAACAACACAGCGUGGAGGGUGAGGCCUGAAGAAGUGCUCGUGGAAGUCGGCACAGGACUCGGUGCUAGUCCAGCUCUGCACAGCAUCAACGAGGUCCUGAAGCUGUCUUUGGGUUGGAGCGCUCGCGGCAGUAAUGGCGCCACUUCCGGUGUGAACACCCCGUCUUUGAACCUCGCGACCUUCACCGUCGGCCUUUACAAGGGAAACAGGGUCGCCGUCAAGAAGAUUCACAGGAAGAAGCUGGACUUGAACAAAAAGUUGUUAUGGGAAAUCAAACAGGCACGCAACGUCUCUCACGAGAACACGGCGCGCUUCAUCGGUGCUUGUGUCGAUUGUCCUCUUGUGUUCGUGCUCACUGAAUACUGUCCAAAGGGCUCGCUCAAGGACGUCCUAGCUAACGAAGAGCUCCAGCUAGACUGGAACUUUAGAACAUCACUGGUACACGACAUCGUGCAGGGUAUGUGUUACCUUCAUGCCGGGCUUGGUGCGCACGGCAAACUCCGCUCUUCGAACUGCCUCAUCGAUGGACGCUUCGUUCUCAAGAUAUCCGACUACGGCCUCAACACCCUCUGCACACCCACCGAUUUGAUUAAGGACGACACAUACUAUUACAAACUAUUGUGGACGGCCCCAGAACUGGUGACGGGCAGCGUGUAUCCUGGCGCGAUAGCGUCGCUAAAAGGCGACGUUUAUAGCUUUGGAAUUAUCCUGGAGGAGAUUGUCCUGAGGGCAGGCCCGUUCCAUCACUACACAUCCACCAUGUGUAACAAAGAUAUCGUUUUGCGAGUAUGUGCUCGUGAAUCGCCGCCGUUCCGUCCGGCCGUGUGCGUGAGUGAAGUGGGUGCGGCCGGUGGUGGGGGGAACGCGGCUGCUGAGCUGCUGGAACUGGCCGCCCGGUGCUGGGCCGAGGCACCAGACGAUCGACCCACCUUCGACGCCAUCAAUGUUAAUUAUAUAAAGGGCUACUGUGAUAACCUGAUGGAUGAUCUGUUGCGGCGUAUGGAGCAAUAUGCCAACAACCUGGAGACUUUAGUGGAAGAAAAGACGGAACAACUUUCUUUGGAAAAAAGGCGGUCUGAGGAGUUACUUUAUCAAGUUUUACCAAGACCAGUAGCGCAGCAGCUUAUGGCCGGUGAAAUGGUACAGCCGGAGAGCUUCGAGUGCGUCACGGUAUACUUCAGCGACAUCGUCGGCUUUACCGAGCUCUGCGCCGCCUCCACUCCUAUACAGGUCGUGGAUCUCCUCAACGACCUGUACAGUACUUUUGACAGGAUCAUUGGUUUCUACGACGUUUACAAGGUGGAGACUAUAGGGGACGCGUACAUGGUAGUAUCUGGUUUACCGGAGCGUAACGGAGAUUUGCAUGCGCGUGAAAUCUGCCUUAUGGCUCUAGCAGUUGUGGAGGCUGUACGUGUGGGCGUACACUCGGGGCCGGUGUGUGCGGGUGUGGUGGGCGUUAAAAUGCCACAUUACUGCCUCUUUGGAGACACCGUGAACACAGCCAGUCGCAUGGAAUCCACUGGACAACCACUCAGGAUACAUUUAAGCGAGAACACUCGUGCAUUGCUGAAUCAGUGGGGCACAUUUGUUGUGGAAAGGAGGGGUGAAGUGGAGCUGAAAGGUAGGGGUCGGAUGCUGACACACUGGCUGCUCCAAUGCUCCGAACCUGAAGCGAGAUUGCUGGCACAAAGUCCCCAACCACCCCCUCAGUACCCUAUAUUGUUCCCUUCUUUACCCCAACCUCCAAUUGCCUUACAAGUACCGUACUUAGUUGUAGAACCACCUACAUUAGCGGCCUGA